UCCGUCCCUCAGGGCAUGAGACCAACCAGUCACUGGAAAACAAGUUUUGGUGCCAGAGCCUUCGGGUUCCAAGACUGCUUUUUCAGAGACAGGCCCAUGGACACGGCCCGGGUGGCGGUGGUGGGGGCAGGCCUGGUGGGGCUCUCCACCGCGGUGUGCGUGUCCAGACUGGCCCCCCGAUGCUCCGUGACUGUCAUCUCAGACAAGUUCGCUCCUGACACCACCAGCGAUGUGGCAGCCGGGAUGCUUAUCCCUCACGCUUAUCCAGACACACCCAUGCCCAAGCAGAAGCAGUGGUUCAGAGAGACUUUUGAUCACCUGUUCUCAAUCGCCAGUUCUGCAGAAGCUGGGGAUGCCGGUGUUCACCUGGUGUCCGGUUGGCAGAUAUUUCAGAGCCUUCCUACCGAAGAGGAGCCAUUCUGGGCUGAUGUGGUUCUGGGAUUUCGGAAGAUGACUGAGUCGGAGCUGAAGAAAUUCCCUCAACACGUGUGUGGUCAGGCUUUCACCACCCUGAAAUGCGAAAGCCCUGCCUACCUCCCGUGGUUGGAGAAAAGGGUGAAAGGGAGCGGAGGGCAGAUACUCACCCGACGAGUAGAAGACCUGUGGGAGCUUCAUCCGUCCUUCGACAUCGUGGUCAACUGUACAGGCCUUGGAAGCAGACAGCUUGCAGGAGACUCAGAGAUUUUCCCUGUGAGGGGCCAAGUGCUCAAAGUUCAGGCUCCCUGGGUGAAGCAUUUUAUCCGAGAUGGGAGUGGGCUGACGUAUAUUUAUCCUGGCAUAUCCCAUGUAACCCUGGGUGGAACUAGGCAAAAAGGAGACUGGAAUCUGUCCCCAGAUGCAGAAAUUAGCAGAGAUAUUUUUUCCCGAUGUUGUGCUCUAGAACCCUCUCUCCGCGGAGCCUGGGACAUAAGGGAGAAGGUGGGCUUGAGACCCUCCAGGCCAGGCGUGCGGCUGCAGAAAGAGCUCCUAGCCCGAGACGGCCAGAGGCUACCUGUGGUCCACCACUAUGGCCAUGGGGCUGGGGGCUUCUCGGUGCACUGGGGCACUGCCCUGGAGGCUGCCAGGCUGGUGAGCGAGUGUGUCCAUGCCCUCAGGACCCCUGGUCCCAAGUCAAAGCUGUAGAUGUCAUGAAAUGACAGCAAAUGGCUCUGGAGACUAUUGAUCAAAGCACACUUUAAAGCAUCAGAACAGGUUCAAAUACUUUUUUCAUUGCAUGAAAGUUUAGGCAUUUCUUUGUUUUCAAAAUCAGAAAUAAUGCAACAGAUAGACUUAAGAAGCCUAGUACUGAUGACACAGGGCAUAAAGCUCUUAUUUUGUUGUUAAAAAUACUUGUUAUAGAGUAAGAUUUCUUUUAGAUCUGAUGUCCAAGGACCUAUGCUAAUUUAUAUGAAUGCUGGAAGCUAGAGGGAUUUUGACAUUUUGGAGCUGGUAAAUCCACAGAAAGAGAUAAUGUAUGGAAAAAUCACUGUCAGUGGCAGAGCUACCUGUGAACCUCUUAGAUUAUUAUAGUGAGCAUUAUAAUCCCUCUAAAUACAUAGUGAUCACAAAAUGCAGACUUGUUACAUUUAAUUGAAGACAAAGUAUGAGGACUGUUAGCACUAGUGGCAACCUUUUCCUCCCCUCAGCUGGUAAUGAUGGUAGAAGACUGAGAAGAAGUUGCUUAGGGAUGUGGCAUCAAUUCAGUAGCUGCCCAGAGUUGAUCACCUAAGUGUGGUACAUUCCAUUACCACAAAUGACUGCGAGCUGGCUUGCUGUGUAGUCAACUUUGCCUACGCAUUUUUGAAGAUUAAAAAUCAUGUGCAGCCAAAGAGCUAAUUUGCUAAUUAACAUGGAACAAUCAUUCUGCAUGACAUCGAAGCAAAGGGCGUUCUGUAGGUUGUUAAAACGUAUUGGGGAAAAGAGGAGUGUGUCUCACGACAAAAUUAGUUUGGGGACUGCUGAGUUAAAUAAAUUUUGCCUGGCUUUUUGUCUCAGGCAUGCCCAGAGCCUUUAACCUGCUCAUGUGUUUUGUGAAUCUUCAGGAGGGUGUUUGGCUUGGGUGAAUGGAAAGUGAGAUGCUAUUCAUUGAGCUAAGGAGGCUUGAGGAGAAAUGAAUUUAAUUUUAACUUUUGAAAGAGAUGACCUAUGUUUAGUGAUAAUAGGUUCUAUUUUGGACAUCCUGGCUGAGAUGUGGGGUUGGCAAUGAAAACGGGAAAGAGAAAGUUCCCAGCACAGCUCUGGCUUUACUGUCUUGAUCAUUGAGCGUUGGCAUAUGAUUUUGCUUAAAGAGAAGAUUCUGCCGGUAGAGGCUGAGAGAAGCAUAUAUUGGAUGAUCUUUAUCACUCCCUGCAGUAUUAAAAUUCUUAAGUUUAAUCAAGUGUGGGAGCUUUUCUAUAGAUUUCCACCAGGGGGUGGUGUUGUAUCAAAUUCAGAUAAAUUGGUAUGUUUGAAUAUUUAGAAAUGACUAGAAAUAAAAAAUGGAUACCAGG
This is a messenger RNA of Microcebus murinus (gray mouse lemur), 2468 nucleotides long. RefSeq names its product D-aspartate oxidase (gene DDO). The record is from RefSeq and is a predicted model, not a curated record. NCBI's taxonomy places the organism in Eukaryota, Metazoa, Chordata, Mammalia, Primates, Cheirogaleidae. Gene Ontology annotation, molecular function: D-aspartate oxidase activity; FAD binding. Gene Ontology annotation, cellular component: cytoplasm. Gene Ontology annotation, biological process: L-aspartate catabolic process; D-amino acid catabolic process.